Messenger RNA from Spirometra erinaceieuropaei, 1953 nucleotides. The record is from the annotation of a GenBank genome assembly. NCBI's taxonomy places the organism in Eukaryota, Metazoa, Platyhelminthes, Cestoda, Diphyllobothriidea, Diphyllobothriidae.
AUGUUGAAUGAGCGUCUCGCAAAGCGCAGAGUCACCCUUAGAACUUCAGUCAAGGGCUUCAGGGUCAGUUAGGCUACGCCAGUGAGCGGCGGACACGCGGAACUGUCAUGAAGAAUAAAACCGCGCCCUCAGAGCCGGCUGCAUGCAGAAGUUCAAAGAUAAUGGUAGGAGGGCGCUCACCGAUCGUUCUUGCGGAAGUCACUCGUUUCGUUGUGCCUUGCGGGCUCUAUCUCGUGCCCAACCAGCAGCCGCACAGCGGUGCAUGAUAAAGGUAGUACGUUAUUACUGACAAUGACAAAGGAGACUGGAAUGGCCAGAGAGAAAGAGAGACAGGGCCCAUAAGGCGCUACGGAACGAGUGAGUUUCGUAAUAACGGUCGGUGAGUGCCCCCUACCAUUGUAUAUUCCCGAUCGAAACCGAUAGGGACACGGGCACGUGGCCCAGUGGUUUGAGACGUGGACUUCUAACUAACAGGUCGCGAACUCGAGUCUCGGGUGUUCCACACUUCGGGCUUGGGUAUGACUGGCUGACGAGGGCUAAUAAGCCAGAAACGGCCGUUCCAGUCUCCCUUGUCUUUGUCGGUAAUAACGCAGUUCAAAGAUAUACGACAAUAACACGCAGGAAAAACACUGGUAAUGCUAAAUCCCCUUCCGCGUACCAUCAUCGAUAAUGUGCAUUCGGGGCUUACAGUGGUCAUGUGGGGGGAGGGGGGGACCUCCGACUGCAUUGAAGCAACAACAAGACCUCCGCUACGUCGAGGGGCAUUGCUCACCACAGUCCAACCCCAGAAUCAAGAAAACAGAAGUCAGCCACUCCGACUCGUUCAUCCCUGUGGUGUCUGCGGUCUGACUGUGAAAUACAACGAAUGGAACAUUCGGUGUAGCAGCUGAACACUGUUCCCAAAUAUCGCCCGCCUUCCUCCGUCAUAUACUACAACGCCACAUCUGGAGUUGUCCAGCGUGUUGGAUGUCCAGCCAAACUACGUGCCCUCAACGGGAUUAUUUUGUGCCCAACGGCAACAUUGGUAAUAACUGGCCAGUCGUCGGACACCUUCCCAUACAACCGCCCCAAAGCCCUGCUCCCAACUAACAGAUAUAAGUUUUGUGAUAACAGUCACCGGUGUUUGCGACGGGCGAACUAUUACGGCCAACUGGCUGUGAUUUGUAGGCUAUUCCAGUCGUGUGCGCCUUUGCGCAUUAAACCUUACUUGUCAGAUUUAAGCUCAGUAAUGUAGGUGGGAAGUGUGCUUCUUGGCUCCUCCAUGAGGCUCCACGGCUGCAUGUGUGAUCCGAGCCUGAGACUAUCACGGUGCGCCAAUUGCCGAGGCAUGAACGGCUGCCCCAACUCAGUCCACUUAGUUAUGUGUGCGUGUCUGUGUGGAGUGGCGGACUGGUGGGCUGAGAGACAGGUUGUCACGGCACCGUCCUAACUGUUCUGUGACACUCACGCAUGUGGGGAGUGUGUGUGUACUUUAAUGGUAGUGCCUCUCCAUCGAAAACUGUUUGGUUAUCCUGCCUUGAAGAUGAGAGGGCUCAGGCAAAUGCAGGGCCACGUGUCACCCUUCUGGGCCUAGAGAUCCGUAAACGACUGCUAUGCCAGGAUCGGCAAACCAUGGCCUUCGCAGUCUGGUAUACGCUGGCAGUUAUCCAAAGCCUGGUUUCCUACCGAUAGAUGCACUUGCGCUCCCGCAUUGUAUACAGGUCGUGAGCAUGACUGCCCGGUCAGCCUCUUCUUUUGACCUGUCGUGUUGUUGUUGUUGUUGUUGAUGAUGAUGAUGAUGAUGAUGAUGAUGAUGAUGAUGAUGAUGAUGAUGAUGAUGAUGAUGAUGAUGAUGAUGAUGAUGAUGAUGAUGAUGAUGAUGAUGAUGAUGAUGAUGAUGAUGAUGAUGAUGAUGAUGAUGAUGAUGGUGGUGGUGGUGGUGGUGGUGGUGGUGGUGGUGGUGGUGGUGGUUAA